GGACUGAUGAAGAAGGAAAUUAUGUGAGCAGGUGCUUUGUGGUAAGUUUCUGUAGCGGACAUGCACUCUCAACUAUUCUGACAUUUCAUAUCCUCUUAGAUGCGCCAAACAACGGUCUUCAUGGACAGGUCCGGCAACCCCAUGACGUACACGCACAACACGCAUAAUGUCCGGCUGAUGAUGCCCAAGCCGAUCCCGCCACCGGAGUCGUCCCGCGUCUUACGGAAGGGACUGUGGGACUGUCAUCUAGUGGAUGGCCAAGUGGUUAUCACACAGAAGACUUCACAAGAAGCCAGAUCCUUGGAGUCUGGAUACGUUGAUGGAGGAAGUCUAUCCAGAACCUCUCGCAAGGAGGUCUCCGAGACCAAACAAGUGUCUGAGACCAAACGGUUGAGGCGGAUCCCUAUCGGACCAAGACCUAUGAAGAGGCAAGAAACUUUAGUGAGCCUAUAUGCUGAUUUGAGUGUCCUGACCAUGCUCACCGCAUGAUUUAACUCUUCCCUGCACAUAUCACCGGUCGCGACUCAGAGUAUGUGCUCCAGCACAUCUGCUACGCAGGAAGAAUAUAGCAUGUCCGCCGUGGCCCACUUGAAGGAGGCAUC
This is a messenger RNA of Laetiporus sulphureus 93-53, 602 nucleotides long. RefSeq lists its product as uncharacterized. Bases 100 to 489 code for a protein of 129 amino acids. Lineage: Eukaryota; Fungi; Basidiomycota; Agaricomycetes; Polyporales; Laetiporaceae. The transcript has a single exon. The record is from RefSeq and is a predicted model, not a curated record.